GGGGGCCGCCCGCGGCAGCCCCCAGGCUGGGGGAGUCCAGCCCAGAUAUUGAGUCUAGCCACUGAGAGAGCCAAACUCUUGUGUGUGUGUGUGCGUGUGUGUGCGUGUAUGUGUGUAUGUGUGUGUGUCUCUUCAAUAGCCCCCAAGAUGGCCGCCAAUGUGGGAUCGAUGUUUCAAUAUUGGAAGCAGUUUGAUCUACGACGGCUCCAGUGAAACACUGUUCUAAACUCUUUGGUGCCAGCGGUUUUCGAGGCUUCUGGGGCUGUCAUUGGAUGUUAUACUGGGGGGGAAAACCCCACCUGCUCCUUGUGCUAACGGACCAAAUCGCCCAGGCGCACACGCAUGAACAUGAAGGAGCUUAAUUCUGUUGCCUCUGAGCUGGCGUCGCGGCAGGAGGAGAGCCAGAAUUCUCAUAAACAUUUAAUUGAACUCCGUCGGGAAUUUAAGAAAAAUGUACCUGAGGAAAUCAGGGAGAUGGUCGCUCCAGUCUUAAAGAGUUUCCAAGCAGAGGUGGUUGCCCUUAGUAAGAGAAGCCAGGAGGCUGAGUCUGCCUUCCUGAGUGUCUACAAGCAAUUAAUUGAAGCACCAGAUGAGGAAGACCCUGUGCCUGUGUUUGAGGCAGCAAGAAGCUUAGAAGAUAGAUUGCAGCAGCUACAAGCUUUCGACCCCACCAGCCAACCCCUGAAAGAUCUCCACGUCCAGUGGAAGAAACAUCCAGAGAUUCUCAAGACCAAAGAGCAGAGAGAAGGGACGACUCCGGCUGGGUUCACGGUGUCAGAGGGACCCAGGCUUCCGGGCAUUCCCAACAAAGCACUUUUAACAGAAACCUUGCUUCAGAGAAAUGAGGCAGAGAAACAAAAGGGCCUACAGGAAGCACAAAUCACUUUGGCCGCUAGACUGGGAGAAGCAGAAGAAAAGAUCAAGAUUCUACAUUCAGCGCUAAAGGCCACGCAGACGGAGCUACUGGACCUACGGUGUAAAUAUGAUGAAGAGGUAGCAUCCAAGGCAGAUGAAGUAGGAAUGAUCAUGACCAACCUGGAAAAGGCCAAUCAGAGAGCUGAGGCGGCCCAGAGAGAAGUGGAAAGCCUGCGGGAGCAGCUAGCAUCUGUCAAUAGCUCCAUCCGCCUGGCAUGCUGCUCUCCCCAAGGACCCAGUGGGGAUAAGGUCAACUAUGCCCUGUGCUCUGGACCCAGGCUGGAGGCUGCCCUGGCCUCUAAGGACCGGGAGAUCCUGCGGCUUCUGAAGGACAUCCAGCAACUCCAGAACUCACUCCAGGAGCUAGAGGAGACAUCAGCCAAUCAGAUAGCCGAUCUGGAGCGGCAGCUGACCGCCAAGACUGAGGCCAUCGAAAAGUUGGAGGAGAAGCUCCAGGCUCAGUCUGACUACGAGGAGAUUAAAACAGAGCUGAGCAUCCUGAAAGCAAUGAAAUUGGCCUCCAGCACCUGCAGCCUCUCCCAGAGCAUGGCCAAGCCCGAGGAUGCCUUGAUGAUAGGAAAGGAUGGAUUCUUUCCUGGCCAGAAAUUCCUCCUGGAAAAACCAAGCCUUCUGGCCAGCACUGAGGAGGAUCAUUCUGAAGAUGAUUCUGUCAAAGACUCUCUGGGAACAGACCAGUCCUACCCCUCCCCCCAGCAGAUGCCUCAUCCUUCAGGGCCAGAAGACCCCAUCUCCCCCAGCCCUGUCCAGUCCCUGCUGGGCCCUGGCUUGGGGCAAGAAGGCCAAAGGACUUUCUCCCUGUCCCCCUUCCCUAGUCUGGGCACCAGCGAGAGGCUUCCAGGGGAGGCCCUACUCCCCAAGCCAAUGAUGCCCCCAGCAUUCAAGGGUGAAGGUGGGGGCCUGCUGGUGUUCCCGCCGGCCUUCUACAAUGCCAAGCCCCCACCGCCCCCGGCCCCCCCGAACCCGCCUGCCAGCACUGAUGCCACAACCCCCGGGCCUCCUGGGGACCAGGUGGAGAGCACCACAGUGGAUGAGGAGCAGCUGGACACGGCAGAGAUUGCCUUCCAGGUGAAAGAACAGCUGCUGAAACAUAAUAUCGGGCAGCGGGUGUUCGGCCACUACGUGCUCGGUCUGUCCCAGGGCUCGGUCAGUGAGAUCCUGGCCCGGCCCAAGCCCUGGAGGAAGCUCACGGUGAAGGGCAAGGAGCCCUUCAUCAAGAUGAAGCAGUUCCUAUCCGAUGAGCAGAACGUGCUAGCACUGAGGACCAUUCAGGUGCGCCAGCGAGGCAGCAUCACCCCAAGGAUCCGGACGCCCGAGACAGGCUCGGAUGAUGCCAUCAAAAACAUCUUGGAGCAAGCAAAGAAGGAAAUCGAGUCCCAGAAGGGAGGUGAGGCCAAGAACCCCUCCAUCCCACUCAGCGUCCCCAACGGCACCAACACCAGCACCUCAGAAGACGCCAUUAAGAGCAUCCUGGAGCAGGCGCGGCGGGAGAUGCAGGCCCAGCAGCAGGCCCUUCUGGAGAUGGAGUCAUCCAGCCGCGGCGGGGGGCGCUCAGUGCCCCCCUCGCCCACCGAGCGCCCUACGCUAGCUGCUGUGAGCCAGAACAUCGUCCAGGCCUACAUCAAGCAGGAGGAUGGGCCGGCGGGGCUGGGUGUGACCAGCAGCAGCGCCACUCAGACCCCCCUCACUGUCCUGUCCCCCGCGGCCUUUGUCCAGAGCAUCAUCCGCAAGGUCAAGUCUGAGAUCGGCGACGCUGGCUCCUACUUCGACCAGCACUGGGCCUCAGAACGCAGCGUCCUCAGUCGGCCCUACACGUCAGUCUCGCCAUCCCUCUCCUCCUCUUCCUCCAGCUACUCCAGCCAAGCCAACGGGAGGCCAUGGCCCCGGGGAGAGCCUGGGGAGGCCCUGGUGACUGAGGAGGAGGCCCCGGCAGUCACCAACGGGGAGGACGAGCUACCCAAGGUGGGCGAGAUGAAGCUGGAGGGGGCCAGCUCUGAGCCGCCUGGCGGUGGACGGCUGGCCUACUACCCGGCUUAUGUGCCCCGGACUCUGAAGCCCACCGUGCCCCCCCUGACCCCAGAGCAGUACGAGAUGUACAUGUACCGGGAGGUAGACACGCUGGAGCUGACCCGACAGGUCAAGGAGAAGCUGGCCAAGAAUGGCAUCUGCCAGAGGAUCUUUGGAGAGAAGGUGCUGGGCUUGUCCCAAGGCAGCGUGAGUGACAUGCUGUCCCGACCCAAGCCGUGGAGCAAGCUGACACAGAAGGGGCGUGAGCCAUUUAUCCGAAUGCAACUCUGGCUCACGGACCAGCUGGGCCAGGGCAUCAGCCAGCAGCCCAACCCCACCCAGGCGAGUCCAGGAGAAGCACGGUCCACGCCGUCCCCACCGCCCAGCCCAGGGGAGCCCGAGAAGAGCUCCCAGGAGCCCCUGAGCCUGACCCUGGAGAGCAGCAAGGAAAAUCAGCAGCCCGAAGGCCGCUCCGGCUCCUCGCUGAGUGGGAAGACGCACGCCAACGGCCAGGCUGCCGGAGGGAUCCAGGAGAUCGUGGCCAUGUCCCCAGAGCUGGACACCUACUCCAUCACCAAGAAGGUCAAGGAGGUGCUGACGGACAAUAACCUAGGUCAGCGGCUCUUUGGGGAGAGCAUCCUGGGCUUGACACAGGGCUCAGUGUCGGACCUCCUGUCCCGCCCCAAGCCAUGGCACAAGCUUAGCCUGAAGGGGAGGGAGCCCUUCGUGCGGAUGCAGCUCUGGCUGAAUGACCCCCACAAUGUGGAAAAGCUCCGGGACAUGAAGAAGAUGGAAAAGAAAGCCUACCUGAAACGUCGCUACGGGCUCAUCAGCACGGGCUCAGACAGUGAAUCACCCGUCACACGCUCCGAGUGCCCCAGCCCCGGGCUUCAGCCCCAGGACCUGAGCCUCCUGCAGAUUAAGAAACCCAGGGUGGUCCUGGCCCCAGAGGAGAAGGAAGCCCUGAAGAAGGCCUACCAGCUGGAGCCCUACCCAUCCCAGCAGACCAUCGAGCUGCUUUCUUUCCAGCUCAACCUCAAAACCAACACUGUCAUCAACUGGUUCCACAAUUAUAGGUCCAGGAUGCGCCGAGAGAUGCUGGUGGAGGGUACCCAGGACAAUGACACUGACCUAGACCAGAGCAGCUGCCCCAGCUUUCCGCCAGCCAGCAACUCCCACCAGGGACCCACCCCCCUGAGCCCAGACUCAGAGGCCGAAGACCAGAAGCCCGUAGUGAAGGAGCUAGAGCUCCAGGGCCCGAGUGACAGCUUUGCCCCUCUCCCUGCCCAGGGCAAGACCCUGAUCGUGAUCAAGCAGGAGCAGGAGGAGGGUGAGGAAGAAGAGGAGGGCUUGGGGCUUCACGACUCAGGGGAGGCAGACAUGGGCCAGAACCAGGGCUCGAGCCUCAAAGAAGAGCUGCCCGAGUCCACAGGCACGGAAGAAGUCCAGAAGAGGACCUCAGGGGCCCUCCUGCAUGGUAGCAACAUGCACCAGGCACCCGCCACCCCAGACUGCCCCCUCCUCCACCUCCCCCAAGAGACUGAGGAUGGGGAGCGGCUCCACCCUGACCCCAUCAGCUUUAAAUCCACCUCCGAGUCGUCCCGCUGUAGCCUGGAGGUGUCCCUGAACUCACCCUCGGCCGCCUCCUCUCCCGGCCUCAUGAUGUCCGUGUCGCCCGUGCCCUCCUCCUCGGCCCCCAUCUCUCCCUCCCCACCCGGCGCCACCCUUGCCAAAGUGCCGAGUUCCAGCCCCUCUGCAGAGACAGCUGGGGCUUUGCACCCCGGCACCAAGCCGAACCCCAGCACCCAGCGGCGGCACGAGAAGAUGGCCAACCUGAACAACAUUAUCCACCGGUUGGAGAGGGCUGCCAACCGCGAGGAGGCCAUGGAGUGGGAAUUCUGAAACUCAGAGCCCACUCCCCACCCUCCUUCAGGUGGCAAGGCCCUCUGCCCGAGGGAGAUAAGAUGGGGGAGGGGGACAAAGCAAAACUAUCAAACUCUAUCUGUGGACUGUGAUUUGUGGGGAUUGUUUUUUUUUUAAUUCCAUGAAAUUUUGAGGGGAUGGGUGGGAAGUUUCAGAGUCAGGCCUUCUCUUCAAUCCUGACCAACAUCCCUGCAGGCGGUGGUGGGCUCGGCCCCAUUCCAUCCUCGCUGGGAAAACUCAGAACUCUUUUAGAAAGAAAAAAAAAAAAGAAAAUAUUUAUAGACCUCUUUUAGCUAUUUUAAUAAAGGAUCCUUUCGAAUUUAUUAACGGUUUAAGCUGCUUUGAUAUUCAAGAGAGCUAUAAGUCAGGACGAUGUAGCAGUUGUCUGGAGACAGACGGUCUCUGAAGUCUUGUAGUUUGCCACUGGAUGAGAUUAAAGAAGACAUUUGUUCAAAGCCAUCACAAAGCACUAUGAGACUGACCAAAUGGAGUAACUUCUGAAGCGUGGGUUUUUUUUCCCCACAUUUGUCUGUGAGACAGUGCAUUACUACUGCCCUUUCCAAGACUGUUGAAAAAAAAAAGGAAAAAAAAAAGUCCCAAAAGACUCUAAAUGCAAAACUUUGAUGCCAUCGAGUAUAUAUUUCGUUCUGGUGGUAUGUUUUUUGAAACCCCUUGUAACACCGAAUGUCAUGUGCCGUUGUAUAUGUUGUAGAAAUGUCGGCGGUAGUCCUUCCUGAGCGAGAUGUAGCAUGGUACAUAAAAAAAAUUCCUUACACUUCCUCUAGUUAGAAACCUGCAAUCCACAGAAGCCAAGCACCGUCCAUGGACAAAACAUAUUUCCCAAUCCCCAAAGUGACCUGUGUGUGAGUGCGGGUGGGUAAGGGGCAAAAGGGUUGGAGAGA
This is a messenger RNA of Vombatus ursinus (common wombat), 5765 nucleotides long. It is a transcript of the gene CUX2, whose product is annotated as cut like homeobox 2. The record is from RefSeq and is a predicted model, not a curated record. Gene Ontology annotation, biological process: regulation of DNA-templated transcription. Lineage: Eukaryota; Metazoa; Chordata; Mammalia; Diprotodontia; Vombatidae. The transcript has 24 exons. Bases 343 to 4842 code for a protein of 1499 amino acids. Gene Ontology annotation, molecular function: DNA binding; DNA-binding transcription factor activity, RNA polymerase II-specific.